Molecule: messenger RNA, 489 nt
Organism: Scomber scombrus (Atlantic mackerel)
Lineage: Eukaryota; Metazoa; Chordata; Actinopteri; Scombriformes; Scombridae
Product: interferon alpha-inducible protein 27-like protein 2A
Exons: 3
Coding region: 74-367 (97 amino acids)
Biological process (GO): apoptotic signaling pathway
Cellular component (GO): membrane; mitochondrion
Source: RefSeq, a predicted model, not a curated record
AAGAAGAGCUCGUAAGUUUCAUUUCUCAUGAAAUCGCUAGUGGACUGAGUCUGAGAGACUUCACGCCAUAGAUAUGGGCUUCCCACUGUGCUGUCGUCCGUGUGCAGUAGGAGCUGUUGUCGCGACCCCUCUUGCUCUGGGGGCCGCAGGUUUCACCUCAGCUGGGAUAGCAGCAGGCUCUGUGGCUGCUAAAAUGAUGUCAGCUGCUGCAGUUACCAGUGGAGGAGGAGUGGCAGCAGGCAGUACGGUGGCUGUUCUACAGUCAGCAGGUGUGGUUGGUCUGUCAGGAGCUGCCACUGCAGCUGUGGCCGGUGUUGGAGCAGCAGCUGGAGCAGCAGCGGGAUGGGUGUCUAGCCUCUUCCGCUAAAAUCAUGAAGGAACAUGAUUGAUUAAAAUUGAUUAGACUUCUGACUAAAACAGUAAUUCACUUAUUAAACUUUAAUAUUUAACUUUGGAUGUCUGUGCAAUAAAUUUAAACUGCCUGUGAAA